Messenger RNA from Trichoderma breve, 1332 nucleotides. RefSeq names its product SGS domain-containing protein. The record is from RefSeq and is a predicted model, not a curated record. Lineage: Eukaryota; Fungi; Ascomycota; Sordariomycetes; Hypocreales; Hypocreaceae. Gene Ontology annotation, biological process: protein stabilization. Gene Ontology annotation, molecular function: protein-folding chaperone binding. The coding region runs from base 1 to 1332 and encodes 443 amino acids. The transcript is spliced from 3 exons.
AUGUCCUACGUCACUAUGGCCCAGCAGGGCCUCGCUGCCGUGGACGCAGCCAACUGGGAAGAGGCCCUCAACAGGCUCUCCUUUGCGCUCAAGGAAUCUCUCAGCCCAGUCUGGCUGAUUGCUCGCUCAAAGGCCCUGGCCGGGCUCGGGCGACCCCAGGAAGCCCUCGACGAUGCCGACCUUGCCUGGCACAUGGCCAUAGAGCGUAACAAGCGCGAGCUCAUGGCGACCGCCCAGUACCGUCGCGGAGUGGCCUUUUUUCAGCUCAAACAGUACGCCAACGCCGACUACUGCUUUAUGCACUGCAUGAGAAUCAUCAAGGGUGGUCCAGCAGUGCCCAAGGAGGACCCCGGUUUGGAGUUGGUGAAUGAGAAAGGGUUCUGGACCGUGACGGCUGCCGAAGCACUCGCUUCUGCUCGCUACGAUGAUAUUGGCAAGAAGGACAGCACGUUGCAGGGGGAAAAUCCAUUGGCUGCGGCGGCGGCAAACAGGCCGCACUUUAGGGAAUGGCGGAUGGCUAGCAAUAUGCGAAUCCAGGCCCUGUCGGCCAUGGAGAAGCUGCCGACGGAUGACGACGCAAGGAAGCUGACGACAACUAUGGUUCCCGAGAAAAAGGGCCUCGCCGACCAUCAGUCUUCCAAGGUCGGUGUGGAAGCUGGAAAGGUGGAGGCUGCUAAAGCUCAGACUGCAAAGACGGUGGAGGAUUUCCAAAGCAACACGCAGAUGUCAGUUUCAAUCUUCUCAAAGGGUGUGAACAAGGAGAAGCUCCAAGUCCAGUUCUUAGAGUCUUCGGUCCGUCUGGAUCCUGUUGUCUAUCCAAACGGCGACGAGAAGGAGUUUGAGCUUGACCUGUGGGGAGAAAUUAUUCCUGCCAAGUCCCAGUAUACCGUUACGCCCAACAAGGUUGAGCUGAGCUUGGCCAAGAAAACGCCUGGCAAAUGGGCAACCCUCAAGGGUGAUGGAUCAGCCAAACGAGCAGCACCAGUUUCCAGUUCUCAGGUCGUGGAAACAACUUCCGAGAAAGCUCCAGCUCCAGCUCCAGUCCCAGCUGCGGCCCCAGCACCAGCUGCGACACCGGCCUAUCCCACGUCUUCACGCAGUGGUCCUAAAAAUUGGGAUCAGUUCGGGGCCGACGAAAAUUCAGAUGACGAGAAGGAUGUUAACCUGUUCUUCAAGAAACUGUACAAAGGCGCCACCCCUGAGCAGCAACGGGCCAUGAUGAAGAGCUUCACGGAGAGCAAUGGAACCUCCCUGAGCACGAACUGGGAUGAUGUCAAGGGUAAGAAAGUCGAGACUGUGCCUCCCGAAGGAGUUGAGGCAAAGAAGUGGUAG